Messenger RNA from Aureococcus anophagefferens, 462 nucleotides. RefSeq lists its product as hypothetical. NCBI's taxonomy places the organism in Eukaryota, Pelagophyceae, Pelagomonadales, Pelagomonadaceae. The transcript has a single exon. The annotation marks the transcript as partial. The record is from RefSeq and is a predicted model, not a curated record. Gene Ontology annotation, cellular component: Golgi apparatus. Gene Ontology annotation, molecular function: glycosyltransferase activity.
CUCAACUACGCGCGCUUCUUCCUCGGCGACGUCCUCAAAAACGUGCGGGGCAAGGUCCUGUACCUCGACACGGACACGAUCGUCCACGGCGACGUCGCGGAGCUCGUCGACGCCGCGCUCGCCGGCGGCGCGCCGGCCGUCGCGGCCGUUCCGCGCGGCGAUGGCCGGAAGCUCCGCCUCGCGCCGUCCGUGACGACGGACCCCGCCGCGCGCGCGGCGCUGAGCGCGCGGGGCGUCGGCGUCAACACGACGCAGCGCCGCCGCCCCCAGACCUUCAUCGACGACUUCAACGCGGGCGUCGUCGUCGUCGAUUUGGCCGAGUGGGACGCGCGGAACCUCACGGCGACGACGCUCGAGUGGAUGGCGCUGAACCUGGCGCACGGGCUCUACACGAAGGGGUCGAACCCGCCGCUGGUCCUCGCGGUCGCGGGCGACUUCGAGCGCCUCGACGCGCGCUGGAAC